Molecule: messenger RNA, 2991 nt
Organism: Podospora pseudocomata
Lineage: Eukaryota; Fungi; Ascomycota; Sordariomycetes; Sordariales; Podosporaceae
Exons: 3
Coding region: 179-2434 (751 amino acids)
Biological process (GO): intra-Golgi vesicle-mediated transport
Cellular component (GO): Golgi membrane
Source: RefSeq, a predicted model, not a curated record
CUCGGGGCCAAAGUCUUGGCGCCUCACACAGUCCCCGAGCGGCCACCUUUCCAGCUGUUCAGCAGCCGAAACAUCAACCUCCAAACCAUAACAACAUUAAUGCUUGCCACACCUCAACACGGCAUCCGCUGCCGUCCCCGAUAGCUAAUCUAGUAAUCCCGCCUACAAACACCACGUAAUGGCAGAAGACACCCCAUCAGAAGCUCCCGCCGCGCCGGCGACCACGACGACGACAACGUCAACCAAUGAAUCAGUCAACAAGUUCCAAAACGCCAUCUCGCAAUGGAGAAGUCUCGAUUUCACGAGCCUUGUCUCGACCCUCGACAACACAGCCUCCGAAAUCGUUGCCUACCAGCGAGACUCGACAGUACAGAGAAAAGACCUUGCGUCAAAGACCAAAGAAUUCCGAAAGCUGGAUGAUGCGAGCAAGCUUUCUGAAGUCAAGGGUUUGCUAAAGGCCUACCAGACGUUCAUUGAUCUUCUAACCAACCAUUCGAAAUCUGUCAACUCGGCCUUUUUGCACGCCUAUACCUCCCUAUCCGAAGCUCCCGAUCCGUACCCAUUGCUCGAGGCCUCGGUCGAUUCUAUGCUGGUGUCUGAAGACACCUUACCGAAGCUUAGUCAGGAGAACGAACACCUUCAGAAAACAGUGUCAAGCUUGACUACCCAGCUCGAAGAGACCGAAACGAGACUGCAAAUAGAGCGCGACUUGAGGAAGGGGUUGGAAGAGAACUUGGAGACCAAGGUCAAGGAGGUUGAGGCAUCCUGGACUGCGGUGCUGGAGGAGAAGCAGGACAACUGGGCUGCCAAGGAGAAGGCGUUGGAGGACAAGGUCGAGAACCAGGAUCGUCUUUUGAACGAGAUCAAGGCCAGCUAUGAAGUCAACCAGCGGUUGGGCAAGGGCAAUGGAGAAGAGGGUCAAGGGGGCCAUGUCACGAGCGCAGAGCUGGAGAUGGUGCACUCGGAUUUGGAGCGCACCAGCGCACGGCUUGCCGAGGUUGAGGCUCGCAACGAGCAGAUGAGGCUGGAGCUGGCUCAAGCCAAGUCACAGGUUCCUACACAAGCUGCAAUUUCAUUGGAAGACGACCCGGGGUAUAUGAGGAUGAGAUCAGAGAAUUCAUCACUUAUUCGAAAGCUGGAGGCGGCGCGCGUGGAUAAGGAAGGGCUCAAGCGAGGUCUCGAUACUAAACUGCGCGCUUUGGAGCGUGAAGUUGGCUUACUCAAAGAAGAGCGGGACAGUUUGAAGGCCAAGGUGCAAAAAUGGAGUGAUUAUGACGAAGUAAAGCAAGAGCUGGAAGUGCUGAAGAGCAUCGAGUUUGCCACUGGCGAUGAUGACGAAGUACGAGACAUGUCCACAGACCAGAGCGGCGGACAAGGCAAAGACACCCUUGAGCAGCUCCUUCUUGCGCGCAACAAGAAGCUGGGCGACGAACUCACCAUUCUCCGAGUGUCACACCAAGACCUUCAAUCCAGGCUCCAAAACCUCCAAGAGGAGCUCUCCCGGACCAAUGCUGAGCUGGAGAAGUCCCAGAACCUCAACGAAAAGCUCGAAAACGAGCUCUCGACCAUCCAAGCCGAGGCACCCAACGCGUUUCCUUCAGGCGCCUCCGUAGCAGGGACCUACGUCAGCCGUUACGCACCUUCAAUGGCGCCAGGCCGAAGACCAGGCGGAGGCAAUGGGCGCACCUCCCCCACCUCCUCCAUCAUCAGCGGGUUCAACCCCGGCGGAGGCGGCUUUGAAGACAGACCCACGGGCGGCAGCAGCGGCGGUGGCAUCCUACCCAUGAUCACGGCCCAGCGUGACCGCUUCAAGAAGCGCAACGCCCAGCUCGAGCAAGAACUAAACGAAACCCACAAAACGGUCUCGCAGCUCCGUCAGGAAAUCGCCGCUCUGCAACGCGACAAUUUGAAUCUCUAUGAGAAAACCCGCUACGUAUCUACUUACAACCGUGCCGGGCCAGCGGUGGGGGCUUUGACGUCGUCGUCAUCGGCCUAUUCCAACCCGAACCCAAGUUCGGUGUCUAUCGGUGGAGGAGGAGGGGGCGCACAAAGCCCGGGGAUAGCGCUGGACCGGUACCGCAAGGCGUACGAGUCUAAUAUCUCUCCGUUUGCGGCGUUUAGGGGGAGGGAGUCGGCGAGGGCGUAUAGGGGGUUGAGUUUCCCCGAGAGGGUGGUGUAUUCGGUCACGAGGAUGGUGCUGGCCACGAGGGCGAGCAGGAAUUUGUUUGCGGUUUAUUGUGUUGUUUUGCAUAUGAUGGUGUUUUAUAGCUUGUUUUGGAUGGGGACGGGGGAUGUGGAUAGGCGGGUUGUUGCGGCGGCGGCGGUGGAGGUUGCGAGGAAUUUGGGGGGUGCGGCGGAGGAUGUUGGGGAUGGAGGAGGAGGGGGGAGUGGAGGGGGGCCGGGGAGUUUGUCGGAACAGGGGUUUCAGACCUGAUGAUGGUGAGGUGGUGAUGGUGGGAAGGUUUGGUGAUCACUUUACAAGAGUCGGCGGUGUGGAUGCGAGUCUGCUGGCCGUGAGAAUGAACGACAGGCUGAUGACGUGUAUGUGUGGUAGUAUACACGCGUCACGAAUCUUUGGAUUUGAUCUUUAGACACCUUGAUAACAGCGAGAAUUGGCAUGCAAAUCACGGUUUGGCAAGUCCGGAGCCCAAGGACUUGGCUGCGGACUAUUGGGCCGAGGGCGGUUGCGGGAGGAAGAGGUGUGGUCGGUAGACUCCGGCGGGCGGCUGGAUGAUGCUCGGAACCGGGGAUUGGCUGUGUUGGAAGGCUUUCUUGGUUGCACUGCGGUUUAUGUGUGUGGGCCUGGAAAAGAUGAUGGGUGGCCUCAUGUGGCGUCGUACUGUUGUACCAUAUCAUUUUCCUUAACAAGUUGUGAAAAGGGAAGGAGGUUUGAUAAUGGGACGGUGGACGAAAGGUAGAAGAGAUAUGUUACCAUGUUGUAAUGAGUUUCUUGAGUAUGGUAACAAUUUAGACCAGAUUUGAAAGCUAGUG